UGACAAGUGCUGGGGGCGGCGCGUCAUCCGGGGUUAGUGCCGCCGUACACACUGCACACUGUCCGCCGCACAGCCUCACUUUGCAGAUCCUGCUCUGAAGCCUAAUCUUGCAGAGCACUGCAAUCCCAAAGCCGCAGUCUGCAGAGCGUCGCAGCGGUUCCAGUGCCCAAAUUACUGCACCAUGACAGCAGAGGAGGUGAAGAGCGAGCAGGGAGCCCAGGUCAUCUCCAUGGAGGGGAUUGACAUCAGUCCGAAGGGGGAUCAGGGGAUCCUGAAGCAAAUCAAAAAAGAGGGGACCGGAAGCGAGACGCCUAUGAUUGGCGACAAAGUCAGCGUCCACUACACGGGAUGGCUGCUAGAUGGGACCAAGUUUGACUCCAGCUUAGACCGAAAGGACAAAUUUACCUUUGACCUGGGGAAAGGUCAAGUGAUAAGGGCGUGGGACAUUGCUGUGGCCACCAUGAAAAUUGGAGAAAUCUGCCAGAUAACCUGUAAACCAGAGUAUGCAUAUGGUGCCCCAGGAAGCCCCCCUAAAAUCCCUCCUAAUGCCGUGCUUAUAUUUGAGAUUGAAUUUUUUGACUUCCAAGGUGAAGAUAUGUCCACAGAUGAAGACGGAGGAAUCAUCCGCAGGAUCAGAGUGAAGGGUGAAGGAUACUCCAAACCCAAUGACGGCGCAGUGGUAGAAUUGUGGCUUCAGGGGUCUCACGACGGCCGUGUAUUUGAUGAGCGAGACCUGCGAUUCGAGGUCGGAGAAGGAGAGGGUCUUGGGAUCCCCCCUGGUGUGGAGACUGCGCUGCAGCAGAUGGAGAAAGGAGAAGAGGCCGUGCUCUACCUCAAACCCAGGUACGGCUUCGACAGUGCUGGUUAUGAACCUUUUCAAGUUCCACCAAACGCGGAGCUUCAAUACGAAGUUAAACUUAAGAGUUUUGAAAAGGCCAAAGAAUCUUGGGAAAUGAACUCUGAUGAGAAGCUGGAGCAGGGAGCUCUGGUCAAAGAGCGAGGGACAGAAUAUUUCAAGGCCGGCCGUUACCGUCAGGCAAUCAUUCAGUACAAGAAGAUCAUCCAGUGGCUGGAACACGAGUCUGGACUAUCAGAGGACGAAGGGGCCAAGUCCAAAUCCCUGGUGCUGGCAGCUUCUCUUAAUCUGGCUGCAUGCUACCUGAAGUUGGGAGAGCACCGGCCGGCUCUAGAUCAGUGUAAUAAGGCGUUGGAAUUUGAUGCCAACAAUGAGAAGGGCUUAUUCCGCAGAGCUGAAGCUUACAUGGGGGUGAAUGAACUGGAGCUGGCCAAGGACGACCUUGUGAAGGUGAUCCAGCUGUACCCAGGGAAUAAAGCAGCACGGGCACAGCUAACACAGUGCCAGCAGAGAAUGCGAGAGCAGCACCAGCGGGAGAAGAUCAUCUACGCCAACAUGUUCCAGAGGCUGGCCGAAAAGGAGGAGAAGGAAUCUGCAAAAGUUCCAAAGGAGCAACUGCCACCCAACGAUGUAGAAAUGAGCGAAGAGACAGACAAAACGCAGCAGAGUGAAGCAACAGGAAGCGCAGUCUCCGAGGCAUAGCAAGCCAUAGGGGGCGCUCCGUCGCUGCACCCCAUGGGGAAUAGGGGAAGACUUGAUGAUCGUUUAUUUAAAAGGAGGGUGCCGUUCUCUCUACAGAUUGUGCGUGGGCUCUGCCGGAUGUGGCUUCUGUACACUAUCUCUUCAUUCCAGCCUCUUCACUCACUAUAUCUCAGGAUUUCUACCUCCACUGACCAUUCACAUAGCAGAGCCCAAGCGGUUAUACACCAGGGGAGGUGCUCUGUGGUCGAUGGGUUUCGGGUUGGACGCUUUUAGAAGUUGUUUCUUAAGACUCUACCGGUUUGGACUCUUUUAUGUUUUUAUCCUGUUGUCCUGUUCAUCUGUUUGCCCUAUGGUGGGGCCCCCUCCAAAUUGUUCGGAGGACCCCGAAAUGACUUGAAUCUCAAGGCAGCAACUCGUGUGUUUUUUUUUAAAAAUAUAUAUGU
Molecule: messenger RNA, 2001 nt
Organism: Bufo bufo (common toad)
Lineage: Eukaryota; Metazoa; Chordata; Amphibia; Anura; Bufonidae
Gene: FKBP4
Product: FKBP prolyl isomerase 4
Exons: 10
Coding region: 182-1558 (458 amino acids)
Molecular function (GO): protein binding; peptidyl-prolyl cis-trans isomerase activity
Source: RefSeq, a predicted model, not a curated record